Messenger RNA from Sparassis crispa, 1353 nucleotides. Its product is annotated as D-serine dehydratase. Bases 1 to 1353 code for a protein of 450 amino acids. Lineage: Eukaryota; Fungi; Basidiomycota; Agaricomycetes; Polyporales; Sparassidaceae. Gene Ontology annotation, molecular function: D-serine ammonia-lyase activity. The transcript is spliced from 5 exons. The record is from RefSeq and is a predicted model, not a curated record. Gene Ontology annotation, biological process: D-serine catabolic process.
AUGUCAGAAGAGGCAGGCGAAUCCAGGGGUAGCGUUAUCCAAACGAGGACGCCGUUCCACAUCAGUGCGAAGCCGGAAAAGCAAGAAUUGGUCGACGAGUAUCGCGGUAAAACACUCAAUGCUUUGAGAACACCCGCACUGGUCAUUGACAGGGCCAUCUUCGCCAAGAACUGUGCUGAGAUGCACGAACAUGCUAAACAAUGGGGUGCCAGCUUCAGAGCACAUGUGAAGUCGCACAAGACAGUGGAAGGUACCAGACUUCAAUUGAGCUCAAGCGCAGACCAGACGCAGGCAAUAGUGGUGUCGACAGUCAUGGAAGCCUGCGAAGUCAUCAGGGAUGGACUUAUUGCGGACAAAACCGUCAAAGAUAUCCUCUACGGACUCCCUGUCGCGGUCAACAAGAUCGCAGACCUCUCUGCUUUGUGGGACGAAGUUGCAUAUUCCGAUGUGGCCCUACGCAUUUUGAUUGACCAUCCAGACCAAGUCGCAUUCUUGGAAAAGUUUGAGUAUCAGAGGAAGACGUCGAGGAAGUGGUCUGUAUUUAUCAAGAUCGACUGUGGACAGAAACGAGCAGGGCAGCCACCAAGUUCUCCACAACUGCGAACUUUGUUGAUGGCUGCGUUCGCCUCUCCGGUCAUUUCGGUGUAUGGAUUCUAUUGCCAUGGAGGGCAAUCGUACGCGUCAACUUCGUUCUCCGAAGCCUCAUCCUUUCUGUCUCAGGAACUUGAGGCUGUCAAUAAUGCGGCAGGUGUUGCGUUGUCCAUCUUGGCCAGCUCUCCGAAAGUUACUCCGCAGCGAGAACCUUUCGUCCUCGCGAUAGGCUCGACACCCACUGUCCACGCUGCCACAGCAGAAACUCGUGAGAGACUUGCCGCAGUGUUGAAUGGUACGCUAGAAUUACAUGCAGGGAACUAUCCACUGUUGGAUCUCCAACAACUACACACCGGCUUAAUUACUAGCAGUCGCAUCUCACAGCGUGUUUUGGCGACGGUCAUCUCGUACUAUCCUGAACGUGGCGCCGACGGCACGGACGAAGCCAUGUGCGAUGCAGGAGCAAUAGCAAUGAGCAAGGACAUCGGUCCGUUCCCAGGUUAUGGAGAAGUGGUCGGAAGGCCAUGGAGGCUCGGGCGGAUAUCGCAGGAGCACGGCAUUCUGACGCGAACGCAGCCUCCGUACGCGAUCACCCCAGAUGGUGAAGACAUAAAUCUAAAGAUCGGAGAAAUGGUCCAGAUUGUCGGACAACACGCUUGUCUGAUACUAGCAGCUUUUCCUUGGUAUUAUAUUGUAGACUCUGACAUCAAAGGAGGAGGAGAUGUGGUGCAGGACGUCUGGGUGCCAUGGAAGGGUUGGUGA